UCAAUUCAAGCCGCAGUCGCCGACCUACAGUUCAAUAUCUACUUUCAUCGAAUGAAGCACACGACCAAACCCGAUUAGAUUUGACCGUGGCUUCCUCUAUCCUUUGAACCUUACGGAAUCAUCACUUUUCCAAGAAAUCCUUCGUCCAAAAUCUACUCCACGUCUUUUCCUGCUCCUAAAGAGAAACCCUGUCGUAUGCAAGAGCGAGAAAACGUAUUCGUUAUCCUCUCCAUUAGGGAAUGCAUGUCAUAGAUUUAGUACACCUCAGUUCAAACAACAACAUCCAUCUUCAUUAACCCAAGCCGAAAUUCGAGGUCAGCAUCGAAUUCGAGAAGGGCUCCUGGUCAAGCUCUAAUGUUCCUACUUUGAUCCUAUACUACCUACCUCGGUUUUCUCGAACAAGCCAACACACAUCUAUUACUCCUUGGGUUUGUUUUUUUAAAGCAGAAAAUCUUUACAUCUUCCAUAUCUAGCUCUUAAUAUUCAUUCAACAACUUCGAUAAAAUAUUAAUUAGUGAUUAUUGCCACUUCUCUUCGGACACCCUCCUACUAAAUCAUACCAUCUCCAAAAACCCAUCUCCUCACAGCCUUCAAGGUUAAAGUCAGCCUUUUUUUCUCCACACUACAUCUUAACCUAUGGUUUCAAGACUUUAGCAACCACCCAAAACUGCACAGCAUUUCAGCAAAAUAUCGACCGCGUAUUUUCGAACCUUUCAAAAGUUCUUUGCCCAGACUCGGAGUCAUCGAAGCACCAUUGCCUCAUUCUAAAUCCUAUGAAGGCAACCGCCACACUCAAAACCAAUAUCAAGAACGUGUCUAGCCUGCAUCCAAAUCCUGCCGUUCGAAGCCUCCAUUUCAUCCCACGAAAUACGUCAAACGUUUUUUAAUAUAUACCAUACACGAUCGGAUGAAAUAGAAACCCGCAAAAGUAGUAUAUCUGGGUUCGAAACUAUACCAAGGAUCCGACCAACGGACUUGAUAUUUACAUUCUUUUGUUCGGGGUAGGCAAACUAGAAGACAUUUGAUUUGGCCCAGCCUUUUCGAGGCGUUUGAAGCUGUUUCCUCGAACCUUUCAAAUUGGUGUGACUGCAUUCAGCAGAUCAGCCAUCAGCCGCCUCGCACCCUACACGAGAUCCGAGCAAUCAAGAGAAAGGCCACACGCAACAGGCCCUUUACCUUUUUAGCUAACUACUGCGUUUCUUCUCCGCCCAGUAGAAGUCACUUAACUUACUCAUAAACCCUAAAAGUGCCUUCCAGACCCCACCAUCAGUAUGUAUUUCACGCUUUACCUUUUUUAAUCAUUCUUAUGUUUAUCACACCUCCUCAUCCUUGCAUCUGAGAAGUCAUUUGUGCCAAUCUAUAUACGGAACUAGGGUGAUCAAAAGCAUAACCUCCACCUCGACCACCACACAAUCUAACCACUAGGCUAUCGUUGUACCCUGGGUAUACCCUCCCUCAUGCGCACAUGCUACUUACUACCUGUUCAUACUACACAUCUUUCUCGACGACAACUUGUCACCGGCACAAUUAUAAUGACGGCAUACUUCUGAUAUACAAAUACUGACAUUACCUCGCAACGAACAGGUUCAUUCAAAAGGUUCGACCAUCCGGGUGGCUGCAUAUCUUCUGGCAAUCGGCAUAUCCUAUCGAACAUCCAAGAAACUUCAAAUUCUUUGUCCUGUACGUGCCUCAACCCAUCCCUCACCAUGAAUGCAACUAAACUAUGAACGCCCCUCGUCAGCCAUCUUGAGAAUAUUUUUUGUCUUCAUCAUUUUGUAAAGUCAUUCAGGCUGAUUGAUUCAUAGAGUUUCCUUUAGUAUCGUUAUCGACUCUCUAAAGUACUUUAUUCUUUUAGUUUCAUGCUCCCGAGACUUUGUUCAAAAGAUUUACGCCUUUGCCCUAGUUAUUUCUAGAGCGCGGGAACUUAAAAUCGCUAGUUAAGAUAUUGGAAAACAAGCGUCGUUGAAAAAGGAUUCAGCUCUGAAACUAUUUCUUCGACUAACCUGUUCUACUCAAGUUCUAUUACUUAAACUCGGCAUCCCAUCAUAAAUCGUUAUAAGUCACUGCGGAUCAAACCCUAAUUUUCCCCAAGAACGGAAGGGAAAAGGAACUACUCUAUCUGAGUGUCCUAGGGUACCAAAGAUUUAUCUAACAGACUACCAUUAUCCACCCAACACUUUGUCACUUGGAGAAUAAUUGGGAACGGCUCCGUUACUUCUAUCGAAAGCAUUUUAAUCGACAAUACUUCAUUCUUUCCAAAUCGUCAUAUAGACACCGCUCAACAUCGCGCAAUUCUCGUUCUUCUUCACGACCUUAACACUUCACGAUAUUUGAAUAUUCCAUGGACCAAAGUUUCUACGAUAUUCAUCAGUAGAACUUCUCGAUUCGUGGAAGUGUUCAUCUACCGUUCUUGUGGAGUCGAUAGUAUUUUUAGCCUUGUUCUUCUCCCACCGCCAAACUGGCCUACUCAACUUACACUUUGUUCGACGUAUGUGUAUCCUUACGACUCUGUUUUUGGAGAUAUCUUUCCCGCUAAUACAAUGCUUUAUUUACAGUCCGAACACCUCUCCUCUGGUCGACCGAUAAUAAUCGACGAGACUUAUCCAUCACCAGAGACUACAGCCUUACACGAAGGAGGGUACGAGGGAGCCCUUGUGCCCCGGGCGGAUUCCCCGACAGAUAUUCUGUCAAUGUCUGCCUACGGGAAACCGCAACCACCGCAGCUUCAUGGUCAGUAUGCUUAAGGGAUACUCCUUUACUCAAAAAUCAUACAAAUCAUUGAAUCACUAACUUCAAAAACAGGCUACGAAACUGGACGAUCAUAUCCUGAGAGCACAUAUCCAUACUCAACGCCUCCAUAUGGAACCCAGUCUUCAAUUCCAACGUCAACGCCUGCCCCAGUUUAUCAAAAUGCCGGACAGAUGACUUCGCUAGGCUAUGCAUCAAGUAACACACGUACUACUUAUGAUGAGCCAGCCGGUCCUUACUUGAAUGUUGGGUCUACGCCAAUACCCGAAGUUACAUCAUUUUCGCCUCAGCGGGGAAGUCAUGGUACUCCAGUCAGCGUCUACAUAACCACAUUGUACGAGCUCUUGACUUCGAACUCGCCGACCUUCUAUCUAGUGUUUGGACAGCAGAAAUGCCAGGCCUCUGUGAGGAAAAUGAACCAGUCUGGAGGAGUGUGCAGUUACGUUGUGGCUUGUGAGGUUCCUCAGUUUGCAUCUACAAAUUGGUCCUCUUCCCGGGUACCAGUCUCGAUGUUCAUGGAAGGUGACGGAGAUGUUAUUUCCAAGGUCGAUGUCGGGGACUUCACAUACGAAAAUGGCCCACAAUCACUUGAGGGAACUAGAAAAAGGAAAAUCUCGACCGAAUCUGCGGAAUUAAUGAGGAGCCCAGCGAAACGUAAUUCCCAACAGCUAAAACCGAAAGAGGAAUUUCCUUACUCAUUUUCAUCGAGCGAUGGCUCGUCCUCAUCAUACUCACCAUACCUUCAAGCAAGUUCUUCCUACAGUAAUUUGAUGCCUCAAUAUAAUCGGUCUUCCAGUGGCUAUACAGCUCAAGCUGCGCCUAGGAACAUGGGUUAUGGGUAUGGAAAUUCAUCAACAGCUUCGCCACCUACUCUCAAAGCACAUUCUCCACAUAUAUCUACCUGGAACUCUGGAUAUUCAACGAUUGGUUCAAGUAUGGCGCGAAGCCCUGGUUUACCAUCAAAUUCAAUACAACGAUCCAAUAUGUCAUCCUUGCCAUCUCCUGGCAACCCAGCUUUGAUAAGAACUUCCACCUUACAAUCAUCAAGUCCGGGUGCUACGCCUCAUGCAGGCCAUACAUACAAUCCUUACCCAAUGUACGCAAACAAAGCAAAAUUGGAAAUCAGCGGGGAUUUGGGUGACAUGAUGGUAAAUAACUGGACCGCAGAAGAAUGGGAAUCCAAGAGGCGGCUGGUCCAAUUCAAGCGAUCACAAUCCGGAUGCACUAUCACGACAACUUUCAACCCUAUUUCAGCUGAUGAACGACCACCUCAAUCUGUUGUAAUCAGCUGCAUAUAUUGGGAAGAGAAAAAUGAUUGUUAUGUCACAAGCGUGGAUACUAUUACUCUAUUGGAAGCGUUAGUGGCAGCAAAGUUCACCGUGGAAGAAAAAAACAGAAUACGGAGAAAUCUAGAAGGUUUCCGACCCGCCACUGUGUCUAAGGGAAAGCCUGACAGCGAGGAGUUCUUUAAAGUCAUCAUGGCGUUUCCCAAUCCUAAGCCUCGUAAUAUUGAAAAGGAUGUCAAAGUCUUUCACUGGAAGGAUUUAGGACCCGCUUUGAAGAAGAUUAUCAGCAAAUAUGUAAGCACACCUUUUGAUUUAUCGAUUCCUUGGUAUGAGUUAAAAUGCUAACAAUGAAUUUUAGUCCGCCAGUCCUUCCUCAACCCUUCCACCCGCACAUGCCCCUGCCCUCCUGACACCCGUCAGCUCCACCGGUUACGCUACGGAAACUUCAUCUGUGGGCUUACCAUACACAAGUGAUCAUCAUGGAGGAAUUUCACCACGAUCAAUAUCAGGAUCAACAACUUCUACAGCUUACAAUCCCAAUAUUCCCGCACAGAGAGCAAUCUCACCACAAAGCCAAAAAUCAGUAAAUUUUCAAGGUGGUCCCCCUGAUCUAAGAGUCGCAGUACCACAUGGCACACAAGAAUCGAGUCAUUGGCCACAAGGAGCUACACAUCACAUGCCUACACCACAACAACAUUAUCAAGCACAACUUGGAAAUGCGGCAGCUGUAGCAAGCGCUAGAGGCUCAUGGGACUUAUCGAAUUAUCUUGAAAAUAGUCCCGCGACUGCCGCCGGCACUUCGGGGCCAGGGGUUGAUUAUCAAGGCCAACAGCAACAUCAGACGCCGAGAAACGUUGUGGAUGCUUCAAUGGCUAGCGGGGGCAGUGGAAGUCGUACUUUAUCUUCUCUUCAGCAUCAACAGCAGAGUCAGCAGAUACCGCGUACGUGAAUCGUGAAUCGAUUACGCGGCCCUAUUGGGUGAACGAUUGAGCUAAUGCAGCAAAAUCAUGAGCUCAUGGCUUCACGUCUGAUAGGAAAUCUGGGAUUCUCUGUGUGAGAGGGUGUCCUGUUUUCUCUACCUUCUGGCGAGCAAUGGAAUUCAUUGGUCAUGGGAUCUUGUUUCUCUUUUAGCAUGGGGUACGAAAGUGGGUUAGUGCGAGAUGAUGAAAGCUCAUUCGGCAGAAGUUAUCUCGUAUUACCCUCACAUGCACAUUCCUGCAUCUAACAUACCUUGCGCACAAAUCCACGCUAAUAACCCUUGCUGCAAAUCAAUUUAUCUUUAAUCGACUUCUCGACCUAUCAAGUUAAUCGUUACGAUCGAAAGGACUAAUACACAUUCUCAAGGUAUUCAAAAACACACUUUAGUUGUUUUUUGUCGUUAUACCUGCUUCUCUAAGCGACCCUGCGUCUCACGAAACACUCUUGUUGAAAAUCCUCUGUUUUAUUCGUCCUCUAGAUGAUACUUGCUCUCGAUGGAUUUAAGCAUACUACCGCGGCCUAUUACGACUUUAAUAUCCACCAGUACUACACUACAUCAAAACACCUCCUAAAUCCUGUUAACGCUACAUCCAUCCUCCACACCCUCUUCAAAUCUAUUCAUCCCACUCUACGCAAUCAUCUUCGUUCUCAAACACAGCCACCGUACCAUUUCAACACACCAUUUUCCGCCACACGCUUAUUUUCCUGUUUCUUACUUUUCUACAUGCAUGACUAUCUAUCUUCAGAUCCCUUAUCUCUCCCUACACGUGUAUCACCUGGUGCACUACGACACUACUACAUCCGAAUUCGAAUAUUUUAUCAACACCUUUUUUAGACCUUAUUGCAUAUCUCUUACUUCGGAUGGG
Messenger RNA from Sclerotinia trifoliorum, 5878 nucleotides. NCBI's taxonomy places the organism in Eukaryota, Fungi, Ascomycota, Leotiomycetes, Helotiales, Sclerotiniaceae. The record is from the annotation of a GenBank genome assembly.